Messenger RNA from Carlito syrichta (Philippine tarsier), 2467 nucleotides. RefSeq names its product CD248 molecule (gene CD248). Gene Ontology annotation, molecular function: extracellular matrix binding; calcium ion binding; extracellular matrix protein binding. The transcript is spliced from 4 exons. Lineage: Eukaryota; Metazoa; Chordata; Mammalia; Primates; Tarsiidae. The record is from RefSeq and is a predicted model, not a curated record. Gene Ontology annotation, biological process: cell migration. Gene Ontology annotation, cellular component: external side of plasma membrane; extracellular matrix. The coding region runs from base 1 to 2205 and encodes 734 amino acids.
AUGGCCAGGGCAACCCCAAAGGGGAGCCCGGAGCUGCGGCGAAUCUCAGCAAAGGACAAUGCCCAGCACCAACCACGAGGGGGCCCAUCGGACCACCUGGUGACAGCACAGGACCUGGGGCUGCUGGCCCUCAGGUCCCCUGAUGGAGGAGGAGCCCAGUCAGUCUCAGAAGCUCUCCCCUCGGGCACUGAGCACAAAGGGACAUCAACCCAAGCCCGGCAAUGCCAGCCACAGCGCCCACUCCGCGGCUUCACGUGGACCACGGGGGACCAGGACACCGCCUUCACCAACUGGGCCCAGCUGGCCACCGGGGGGCCCUGCCCGGCCCAGCGCUGCGUGGCCCUCGAGGCGAGUGGCGAGCACCGCUGGCUAGAGGGCUCGUGCACGCUGGCCGUAGAUGGCUACCUGUGCCAGUUUGGCUUCGAGGGUGCCUGCCGGGCACUGCCAGAUGAGGCGGGCCAGGCCGGCCCCGCCGUCUACACCACGCCCUUUCACCUGGUCUCCACAGGAUUUGAGUGGCUGCCCUUUGGCUCUGUGGCCACCGUGCAGUGCCAGGCUGGCAGGGGAGCCUCUCUGCUCUGUGUGAAGCAGCCUGAUGGAGGUGUGGGCUGGUCACGGCCUGGGCCCCUGUGCCCCGGGACCGGCUGUGGCCCCGACAACGGCGGCUGCGAACACGAGUGUGUGGAGGGUGUGGAUGGUCACGUGUCCUGCCGCUGCACUGAGGGUUUCCGGCUGGCAGCAGAUGGGCACAGCUGUGAGGACCCCUGUGCCCAGGUCCCCUGUGAGCAGCAGUGUGAGCCCGGCGGGCCACAGGGCUACAGCUGCCACUGUCGCCUGGGUUUCCGGCCAGCCGAGGAUGAGCCGCACCGCUGCGUGGACACAGAUGAGUGCCAGAUCGCUGGCGUGUGCCAGCAGAUGUGUGUCAACUAUGUUGGUGGCUUCGAGUGCUAUUGCAGCGAGGGGCACGAGCUGGAGGCUGAUGGCAUCAGCUGCAGCCCUGCGGGGGCCAUGGGCACCCGGGCUUCCCAGGACCUCGGAGACGAGCUGCUGGAUGACGGGGACGACGAAGAGGAGGAAGAUGAGGGCUGGGAGGUCUUUGAUGGUAGCUGGACGGAGAUGCCGGGGAUCCUGUGGAUGGAACCAACACAGACGCCUGACUUUGCCCUGGCCUACAGACCCAGCUUCCCAGAGGACGGACAGCCGCGGAUACCCUAUCCGGAGCCCACCUGGCCGCCGCCACUCAGUGCCCCCAGGGUCCCCUACCACUCCUCAGUGCUCUCCGCCACCCGGCCCGUGGUGGUCUCUGCCACACGCCCCACACUGCCCCCUGCCCACCAGCCCCCUGUGAUCCCUGCCACACACCCAGCUUUGCCCCCUGACCGCCAGGUCCCGGUGAUUGCAGCCAACUCUCCAGAUCUGUCCUCUGCCCACCAACCCCGAAUUAUCUCUGUCACUCACCCUGCACGGCCUCCUGCCCACCAGACCCUCAUUACCUCAACCAGAUAUCCUAAACUGUUCCCUGCCCACCAGUCCCCCAAGUUUCCAGAUACCCAGGUCGCUGAUACCCAGACCACCACCCCUUUGCCUCGGAAUCCAGCUAACCGUGCCCCUCUGGUCACUACCCCCAGUGCCCAUCAACCCCCUCUGGCCCCGGAUAUCCCUGUCUUCAGAACCCAAGCCACUCAGCUUCCCAUCAUCCCGAGAGUCCAGCCCUCUCUGACCCCUACCUCCAGGUCGCCUGUGUCCCCUGCCCAUCAAGUCCCUGUGCCUGCUGCUACCCAGCCCCCAGCCCUCCCACCUCCCCUGUCCUCCCAGAGUCCCCCUAACGAGACCUUGCCCAUCAGCCCUACACAUCCUCCUUCCAAAGCCCCCCAAAUCCCAAGGGAAGGUGGCCCCAGUCCCAAGUUGGUCCCGUGGUUGCCCACGGCAGCCCCCACAGUCCUGGCGGAGGCUGGUCUGGCAGGCCACAGGCGGAGGGAUGACCGGUGGCUGCUGGUGGCACUCCUGGUGCCCACAUGCGUCUUCCUGGUGGUCCUACUCGCAUUGGGCAUUGUGUACUGCACCCGCUGUGGCCCCCAUGCGCCCAACAAGCGCGUCACCGACUGCUAUCGCUGGGUCACCCAUGCUGGCAGCAAGAGCCCAACAGAACCCAUGCCCCCCAGGGGCAGCCUCACAGGAGUGCAGACCUGCAGAACCAGCGUGUGAUGGGGUGCAGACACCCCUGCAGGGUAGGGGAAAGGUGUGUGCACUGGACACGUGGCCGAGGCUGCACCAGGGACCCAUGUGGGCUACCCAGCUGGACAGAGGGCGUCCUACUACCCGGCCAGCCAGGCUCCUUUCAGUCAACCACUACUUUCGGGAACUCUGCUCCCUGGCCCAGACUCCCGACAGAGGAUACGCCAAGGCCUCCGAGACCUCAGGGGGUGGGUGCUGGGGUCUUCUCCAAUAAAUGGGGUGCCAACCACAC